AUGGCGCCGCCGGCCUUGCUUCCUAGGGCGAGCGCGUUGCGGCCUCUUGCCCCAGCCUCUUCUUCUCCCCUCCGCGCGCACGUCGUCGCGGCCACCCCAACGCCCCGCACGCCGCCACGCACAGCGCGUCCCGUGUCGCUGCUCUGCACCCCGCUCAGCAACGUGGACGCCGCCGCCGCCGCCGGCGGCGGUGGCCCCGACAAGGAACCUUACCGGUGGCCGUGGGGAUACGAGGACCCUCCCGCGUACGUGGAGGAGGACAUCGUGGAAACCCAACUCAGGUUCGUGCGCGAGUCCGGGGAGGCGGUGGCUGCGCUCAAGGCCGCGGCCGCCGACGCGUGCCGUGCGCUCGUCGACAACUUCGGCGACAUCCGCACUCUCAAGACCAUCUACGACGUCGAGGACUACCACAUCGGCAUGCCAUUCGGUGUGCUUAUUGCAUGCAUUGGUUGCUAUCAACUGUGGAAGCUAGAUCCCUCGACAUUCCUAGAUGUUGUAUUGGGCUACGCAUUCUACAGGCUCAGUGUCAUGGGUUCACACAUCCGGAGACAGGGGUCCUCGAAUGAUUUGUUCGGACGCCUCAAGUUUGUUAUUGUCGUAAUCAUGGCUGUGAAAGAUUUCAGGAAAAAUCUCGCUCCCAUUGAUUUUAUCAGGACACCAGUUUAUGCCCUCUAUUCCAUAUCGUUCGUUCAUGACAUAAUUGGCCUGAAGAAGUAUGGAAAAUAUUAUUUCGCUGUGACCAUCGAACUACUAAAAACUAAGGAGGGCAGGUGCAAGCUAGCGAGUUUUUUCUAA
Triticum turgidum subsp. durum (durum wheat) is the source of this 795-nucleotide messenger RNA. NCBI's taxonomy places the organism in Eukaryota, Viridiplantae, Streptophyta, Magnoliopsida, Poales, Poaceae. The record is from the annotation of a GenBank genome assembly.